AUGUUGAAUGAUGAUCAACUGUGUGAAAACAACCCAAAAAGGCAUCCUGAUUUCGUGGAUAUCAUUAAGACGAUCAUCGUCACUACGAUGUGCUUUCUGGUCAUCGGUGGAAACAUUCUCUGUCUCAUCGUCCUGAGCUCACGGCGAACCAGGGGAUUCAUUCUGGACACUACGCGUAUUCUGAUGACGUCAUUGGCUUGCACGGACUGCGGCAUGGGUCUUCUAGUGCUGCCACUGUGCGUGUAUCCCGCACUCUUUCACUGCUGGCCGUUCGGAGACCCCAUCUGCAGGAUGCAGGCGUUGUUCAUAUCCAGCCUGUUCCACGAAUCGACUCUGUCUCUCGUCCUCAUAGCCGUGGAUCGCUACAUUUCUAUAUUCCACCCUCUCAGAUACCCGGUGAUCGUAACGCGCAACAACGUUAUCAUCACCGUGGUCCUUACCUGGUUCAUCUGUUUCAUCGUCUAUGGCACGGUGGUCUUAGGUUUCGGCCAGUACUACUAUGAUGACGUCGGCAUCAACUGCGAGCCGUAUUACCAAAACACUACUGUAACGGCCACGGUCAUGUGCCUGUUCUAUUUCCCGUCAGCGAUCAUUAUUGUCGUCUGCUACCUGCAGAUUUUCAGGGUCGCCAUCGAGCAGCGAGCACGAAUCUCGUCGGAGAGCGGUUUCCAGGUAAUCAGAUUGUCAGACUUACAACCUUUAGGUCGGCAGUAUACCAAACACAUUGUCAUGUCCAAUUCAACUAAUCCUAAAUACGUGCUGUAA
Molecule: messenger RNA, 765 nt
Organism: Gigantopelta aegis
Lineage: Eukaryota; Metazoa; Mollusca; Gastropoda; Neomphalida; Peltospiridae
Product: histamine H2 receptor-like
Exons: 2
Coding region: 1-765 (254 amino acids)
Biological process (GO): G protein-coupled receptor signaling pathway
Cellular component (GO): membrane
Molecular function (GO): G protein-coupled receptor activity
Source: RefSeq, a predicted model, not a curated record